CCCCCCUUUUUUGGGAUAUUUCACUUAUACGGAUCACCAACCUCCAGUGCGCGUGUGUGUGUGUACACCUCCCUCUCUCUCCCUUUUCUCCCCUUUAUUUUUUUCUCUCGCUCUCUUACCCCCCACCACCCCCAAAACACCUCCUCCUCCCCUCCCACGAACUGUGUGAUCCCGUGUGUGACAGGCGGACCCGCAGUUAAAGAUAUUAUCACUCGCGUCUCUCUUGCACCUUCUCUUGGAGGGUACUUGAGCGAAAACUGCGUUUCAACAUCUUCAAGCGGUUUCUGGUGGUUUUUAUUCACGGCAGAAAGGAGGAGAGAGAGAGGGGGGUAAAAGCUUGUUUCCAUGUUUGGGAUUCAGGAGAAUAUACAACGUAGCGGGGGCAGCAUGAAGGAAGAGCCGAUCGGAAGCGGGAUCAACGCUGUCCGGUCCUGGAUGCAGGGAGCUGGGAUAAUGGAUGCAAACACGGCCGCUCAAAGCGGAGUCGGCCUGGCCCGGGCUCAUUUCGAGAAACAACCGCCCUCCAACCUGCGCAAAUCCAACUUCUUUCACUUUGUGCUGGCUCUCUACGACCGCCAGGGUCAGCCUGUGGAGAUAGAGCGGACAGCCUUCGUGGGUUUCGUGGAGAAAGAGAAAGAAAUAGGCGGCGAAAAGACCAAUAACGGGAUUCAUUACAGAUUACAGCUGCUCUACAGUAAUGGGAUAAGGACGGAGCAGGAUCUGUAUGUUCGGCUGAUCGACUCAAUGACGAAACAGGCUAUCGUAUAUGAGGGACAGGACAAGAAUCCUGAAAUGUGUCGAGUCCUUCUGACGCAUGAGAUCAUGUGCAGUCGCUGCUGUGACAAGAAAAGUUGCGGCAACAGGAAUGAGACGCCAUCAGACCCAGUGAUAAUUGACAGGUUCUUCUUGAAAUUCUUUCUGAAAUGCAAUCAGAACUGCCUGAAGAAUGCAGGAAACCCAAGGGACAUGCGGAGGUUCCAGGUCGUUGUCUCCACAACGGUGAAUGUGGAUGGCCACGUGCUGGCCAUUUCUGACAACAUGUUCGUCCACAACAACUCCAAACAUGGUCGGAGGGCUCGAAGGCUCGAUCCCUCUGAAGGUACGCCCUCUUAUCUGGAACAUGCCACCCCUUGCAUCAAAGCCAUCAGCCCCAGCGAGGGCUGGACCACCGGAGGAGCCACUGUCAUCAUCAUCGGAGAUAAUUUCUUUGAUGGAUUGCAAGUCAUAUUCGGCACCAUGCUGGUGUGGAGUGAGCUAAUCACCCCACACGCAAUUAGAGUGCAGACCCCUCCCCGGCACAUCCCUGGUGUGGUGGAAGUCACACUGUCCUACAAGUCGAAACAGUUCUGUAAAGGGACUCCAGGCCGAUUCAUCUACACAGCUCUGAACGAACCCACUAUUGAUUAUGGCUUCCAACGGUUGCAGAAGGUUAUCCCCAGACAUCCGGGUGACCCGGAACGAUUGCCAAAGGAAGUUAUACUGAAGAGGGCGGCUGACUUAGUGGAAGCACUUUAUGGCAUGCCACAUAAUAACCAGGAAAUUAUCCUGAAGCGAGCAGCUGACAUCGCAGAGGCCCUCUACAGUGUCCCUCGGAACCACAACCAGCUUCCAGCCCUCAGUAACACGUCCGUCCAUGCAGGGAUGAUGGGAGUCAACUCCUUCAGUGGUCAGCUGGCGGUCAAUGUGUCUGAAUCCUCUCAAGCCGCCAAUCAAGGUUUUACUCGUAACACAAGCAGUGUGUCUCCGCAUGGAUAUGUGCCGAGUUCCACUCCACAGCAGACAAACUACAAUUCUGUGACAACGAGUAUGAAUGGAUAUGGAAACACUGGGAUGUCCAACCUCGGAGGUUCUCCUGGUUUUCUCAAUGGGUCUGCUGCCAAUUCGCCAUAUGCCAUAGUGCCGUCCAGUCCUACCAUGGCCUCCUCCACCAGCCUUCCUUCAAAUUGUAGCAGUACCUCUGGCAUUUUCUCCUUCUCGCCAGCCAAUAUGGUCUCUGCAGUGAAACAAAAAAGCGCCUUCGCUCCGGUGGUGAGGCCACAGACCUCCCCUCCCCCGACCUGCACCAGCGCCAACGCUAACAGUCUCCAAGCUAUAUCCGGCAUGAUAGUUCCUCCAAUGUAGAUAGAUCCCAUGCCUUGAAGACUGCAUCUAUAUGCUGACAAUUGCGAUGAAUUUUGGGCUCCUUGAGGAGAUGAGAUGCAAGUCCCACAGAUGAAUGGAACUUUUAACUCAGGCCUUUCAGAGAGGGAUUGUAUAGAGUUAAACAAUCACAGUAACACUUUUUAAAACCUUCAACCUUGCCAAUUCUGAUGAAUUGAAUGCAUGGUGGCAAUUUACACAUUAGGUCCCAUAUAUUUGAGUGGGGAAAAACUAAAAGAAAUUGUUUGUUCUAUGUUGACGAAUGUUCACUUUUUCCAAAUGCUUAAACCCAAUUUAUUCAUUUCAACAAAACAAUAAAUGCCUUUUAGAGUCAGUAAGUUCUGGAGAGAACACUGUAACAGAAUGUGAUGCUUAAUUUAUAACGAUUUGACUGAGAGAAACAAAAGUAUUUGAAGGUGGAUGAUCCGAGUAGUGAUAAUUAAUAGGUGGAAAAAUGUAGAGCGUUUAGAGUGUGAUAGUUGGUUACAACCUGUAGAAUUGCCAGUGGGGUUUUUAACUGUAAAUGGAUUGAAAGAUGCUGAGUCUAGAUAUCGCUGUGUCCAAAUUCAGCAUCAGCUGUUACAGUGCUAAUGCUGUUUCAUAGGAAACUCUUCUCUGCUUGUGGGCUGAUUGAACUGUAGAUAUAAAAAAAAAACCCAAACAAGACAUAGGAUUAGCAUGCAGCGACCCUACAAGUUUUAAUGAUGAUGGUUGGCAUCGUGAAACUUUAGUAAUUAACUGCCUGGUAGGGCAAAGCAGAAGGCAAAAAACCCUUGAGUGAUUUAAGAAGCAGUUAGAUGCUGGGACAGGAGGGGUUGAAAUUGUAGGUUCUUUCUAAAAAGGAUGAGCUGACUCAGGCUGAAUAGUUUUGGUCACUCGCAUCCGUCUCUUAAGGGGUGGGGAAGAGGGAGGCAUGAAGAAAUGGCAUCAGCUGGUGUUUUGGACUUUUCUUUGUGCUUUCUUCAUUGUGUUGCCAAUAUCAAUGCCAGCCAGUUACUGCUGUGCCCAACCCAUUGCCCAAACCUUGGCUUCGGUCAGGUCCGAUUGUCUUGUUUCUUUUUUUUAAAAAAAAGAAUAAUCAGGAGUAGGAAAUGCAACAAGAGAUAUUAUAACCAGCACUUCACGAACAAGGGUGUAUACAUUGUGAAGGACUUUGGAAAACGCAAUAUAGAUUUAGCUGCUGUAUUUACAGGGGUUGAAAGGUAGACAGAAUCAAAAGUACCAGUGCUGUGUGGGGACAAACAUGAAGGGGGAUUUUUUUUUUUAAAUUGCUAUUUUAUUAGCACUGUAUUGAGAAUGCUCUUAAUGUACUUUAUCGAGGAUCCAUCAGAGGUCUGAUGAUGCAUUAUCCAAUAAUUUUCAGCUAUAUUGUGUUUGUAUGUAGUUAUAAAUAUUGUAGAUUUUUUGUGAAUUUUUUCUUUUGCCAAAGUUGUUGUUUAAAUAUUUAUACAUUUCAAUGUCUUAAAUACAAUUUCCAAUAUUAACAAGGAAUUUUAUUGCAUAAACGUAUCUUUUUGCGUCCCAUUUUUCGUUGCUGCAAUGAGUUCACUACUAUUCAUUUUUUUUGCUUGCACAUCCUUGCGUAAUUAAACAUGUAUCGGUUUUAAAACAAGAUUUGUGUUUUUUUUGUAAAAUAUGCUUAUAAAUAAUGUAUUUAUCUUUGGAAAUUUGUACAUUGCUUUGUUUGGAUUGUGUUCUUUUCCCCAUUUGUUUAUUCCCUGGAUUAAUUUUAAUAUGUAAGUACGCUAAUACAUGGGAGGUGUCAACAGAGUAAGCCAUUUACAAUUGUACCUGAGUAAGAAAUUGUUUAAAUGUGAUUUUAAAGUUUUUGUUUGCGUUAUAUAUAUAUAUAUAUAUAUAUAAAUAUAUCAUAUUACAUUUUUUCCAAUCGAGUCGAUAUUGUGCUAAGUAUUGAUUUGGAACAUCCUUCCCUUUUUUUUAAAAAGUCAUGUCAAAAAAAAGCCAUCGUCUAUUUUUAUAUUUUUUUUUGUAAGUUGAACUGAAUUGUUAAGUUUUUUUAAAAAAUUUGUGUGGCAAAGAAAGGCAGCAUUUUAUUCAAUAGCAUUUACUUCUGUAGAUUUAAGAUGGUAAAUUUUGUUUUGCUGCAGCUUAUGAAAGGUAGCGCUGUUUUAAAUAUAGUAAAUAUGCAUGGGGUAUCCUCUCCACACUGGGCGAUGGCCACUUCUUUCCUGCAUUAAUACAGGGAAGAAAAAAAUAAUUUAAAAUAAAAUUUCCACCUGCUUGUAUUUCUCUCUCUCUCUCUCUCUCUCUCUUCCUCUUUCUCUUUGACAUUAAUCAAAAUUCUAUAAACCAGCAGUUCGGAUGCCUUAACAAUGCAAAGCUUGUUCAUUUCAGUAAAACAUUGUACCCUGAACCUGAAUUUUCAAGAAAAAAAAAAGAGAGAUCGUACAUUUAAAUAUUGUUAAAAUGAGGAGUUCUUUGUUUGUUGUUUUUUAAAAAAAGCACAAUUUUAACUGUUUUAUUACCCUGAGAAAUGUACAUCUUUUGUUGCCAUAUAACCCAUAAGGGGUGUGACAGUGCUGCAGUCACGCAAAGCUCCCAGUCUAAUAUUUCAAUGGCUUUACAAGGACACCUUGAGUCUCACUUGUGAUUUGAAAAAACAAAACAAAAAGAAGGAAUUUGAGGAUUUUUCUAAGGGGAUGAAUGAGGAACAAGCAAAAGCUGAUGCUUGGGAAAUGGAAAAGAUUUGUCAUAUUUUGACCAAGUGAUAUACUGUCCUUGUCCAAACCUCUUUUCAGUCUCCUCGGCUGAACUAGUGCAUACAUGCUUGAUAUCAGCUAUUGUGUAAGCACUGGUGAUGGACUAUAUAUAAAGGAGUCAACCGCAGACUUCAGACUUGAACACAGAAAUGAGAAGAAACCUUGGUGAUGGAAAACGUGAAGCAAUGCCUCCCAGUUGCCAAUAUCAGCCGUAGUCUCAUUUAAACUGAUUGCCUUCCACUUCCUUUAUGUGAACUGUUGGACACACUGUACAGAUAAAUGGUUAGACAAACAAACUACUGUAGAGAUUGUUAUAAAUUUUUUGCAGAAAUUUGAGCUGUAAAAAACUUUUCAACUUACACAAUAUUUAAUUAAAGUUACUUCUUGUCUGUGAA
Carcharodon carcharias (great white shark) is the source of this 5254-nucleotide messenger RNA. It is a transcript of the gene ebf1a, whose product is annotated as EBF transcription factor 1a. Lineage: Eukaryota; Metazoa; Chordata; Chondrichthyes; Lamniformes; Lamnidae. The transcript has 16 exons. The coding region runs from base 346 to 2121 and encodes 591 amino acids. Gene Ontology annotation, molecular function: RNA polymerase II cis-regulatory region sequence-specific DNA binding; DNA-binding transcription factor activity, RNA polymerase II-specific. The record is from RefSeq and is a predicted model, not a curated record. Gene Ontology annotation, biological process: regulation of transcription by RNA polymerase II.